Messenger RNA from Aureobasidium melanogenum CBS 110374, 858 nucleotides. RefSeq names its product ABC transporter domain-containing protein. The record is from RefSeq and is a predicted model, not a curated record. The transcript has 2 exons. NCBI's taxonomy places the organism in Eukaryota, Fungi, Ascomycota, Dothideomycetes, Dothideales, Saccotheciaceae. Gene Ontology annotation, molecular function: ATP hydrolysis activity; ATP binding. Bases 1 to 858 code for a protein of 285 amino acids.
AUGGCACCUGCUGAACGUCCCGCACCAAAGGUGGAUGUCAACAAUCUGACAUUCGCGUUCCCGGAUGGCAGUACUGGCCUUCAGAAGGUCGCUCUGGAACUGCCCGCAAACAGCAGGACUCUGCUGAUCGGUGCCAAUGGUGCUGGAAAGACCACUUUACUUAGACUUCUGUCUGGAAAGCGUAUGGCGCCGAAAGGAACUGUCAGUAUCGCAGGCAUUGAUCCCUUUGCCGAAGGUCUCGAGGGUGUGACGUAUCUUGGCAUGGAAUGGACCUUGAAUUCUAUCACCCGAACGGAUAUCGAUGUGCCAACACUGCUGUCUUCUAUAGGCGGUGAUGCUUACCCUGAGAGAAGGGAUGAGUUGGUCAAGAUUCUAGAUGUGGAUCUGAAAUGGCGUCUCCACGCCGUUUCUGAUGGUGAAAGAAGACGUGUUCAAUUGUGCAUGGGUUUGAUUAGACCAUGGACUGUCCUCUUGUUGGACGAAAUUACCGUGGAUCUGGAUCUUCUGUCCCGCUACAACUUCUUGCAGUUUUUGAAGAGAGAGACAGAGUCUCGCCCUUGCACAAUUGUCUAUGCAACACAUAUCCUGGACAACCUGGCCGACUGGCCUACUCAUCUGGUCCACAUGUCUCUAGGCAAAGUGAGACAGUGGGGCGCUAUGGAGUCAUUCAAUGCUCAAAGUGCUGAAGGUGGUCGCACGGGUAACAGUCUUUUGGGAGAGCUUGUGUUGGAAUGGCUGCGUGAGGAUCUGGCAGAGCGUGGUCCACGCAACGGACAGCAGUCAGAGAGCAAGACAUACGACACACACGAAGGAAAGGGUGGAUAUGGCCAAUUGAAGGCACCUCCAAAGGAAGCAUAG